AUGACCAGUGAGAGGAAUAUCUUAUUUGACAAAGCCUAUCCUGAACUUCAAGAUUUUUGCCGGAGUCUGGGCUUAGUGUUUGAAGUUGUGGAUCUGAGAUGGGGUCUCUGGGAUUCAGUUGCCGUGGACCACAUGACCACAGAACUGUGUCUUCAGGAAAUAAAGGCAUGCAAGAGAGUGUCCAUUGGACCAAGUUUCAUUGCUCUGCUGGGGAACCGUUACGGCCAUCGGCCCAUCCCCCGCGUCCUCCCAGGAAAACAGUUUGAGGUGAUGCUGUCCAAGCUGCCACAGGAGCAGGUGGGUCUGCUCCACCAGUGGUUCAGGAAAGACUGCAAUGCUGUCCCGUCAGUCUACCUACUCCAGCCAAUCACAACUCUGUUGCCCCAGUACAAUGACCUCCGGUCUGAGGGUGAGCCGUCAGAGGACUGCUGUGUCGUUCCAUGGCUCCGCACCGAGGCUAGACUACUGGAUCUCCUGCGCACGGCAGCUGUUCGGGCGGAGGAAGACGGGGACAUCACACCUGAACAAAAACACCAGUUCUUCAAAUCUGUGACGGAGCACGAGAUAGAAGAGAGUCUGCGAAUGCCGGACCAGGACAAGAGUGAGCCGACUGCCAUCGUCUUCGUGCGAGAGAUGCAUCAGAUACAAAAGAAGUUCGGCCCAAAGCGCAUGGCCCAGUAUAUGGAUCUAACGGCUGAAGGCCUACUGGAUAAUGAGGCCCAGGACCUCCUUUCGGGCCUCAAAUCCCGACUAUGUGCUGAUUCACCGGGCAUUCUCAACUUGCACUGUGUAGAGCUUAGCAAAGCAGCAAUGGAGCCCGGCCACAAGGAACACUCCCAGUACCUGCUGGGCUUCUGUGAACAGCUCAUCGCCCAAAUCAAGGCCUGCAUUUCCAGAAGGGUUGGUGCUGGUUCCUCAGUGGCAGAUGGUGCCCUGAGAAGGAGGGUGGUUGGAGGAAAAGAGGCGAGAAAGCGGGAGAGGGAAAGGGUCUGGCAGCUCGAGGAGCUGAGCGACAACACGGCUCCAAGCGCUGGGAGGAGUUUGGACGUUUUCCGUGGUAGGGAGAGCCUCCUGGGAAAAAUCUGCCUGGCUUUGUGGGAAAACACCAAUGCCUGCCACUCGCCCCUGGUGGUGCUUGGGCCCCCAGGUAUGGGUAAGACUGCGCUACUCAUUAAGCUGGCACAGGAGAUGCGUGGCCUCCUGAACCCCAGAGGCAUGGUGGUCCUCAGGCUUCUGGGGACGUCGACUGAGAGCUCUGACGUAGACCACGUCCUCCGGAGCAUCUGUCUUCAGAUCUGCGCUGCAUUCCAUUUGCCACCACCCACCCCGUUAACGGCACACACGCAUCAGGACCUGGUGAGGUUCUUCCACGGCCUUCUCGCAAAGGUGUCUGACAGUGGAGACACACUUCUUAUCAUUCUGGAUGCCCUCGACCAAUUGUCCAGUGCCACACAUCGACAGGAAAUCCAUUGGCUACCCAAAGACAUACCGCCCAAUGUCAAUUUGGUAGUGUCCACCAGGGACACAGGCUCUCCCGUUUUGGCUAAUCUUCAAAGAACUGUCGAGUUGCCAGGAAAUUUCUUUGAGGUAGAACCCCUAUCAUGUGACCAGGGUCAAGAGAUCAUGGAUGCCUACAUGAAGGCAGUGCAGCGAAGCCUGACUCCGGAGCAAACUGAGGCAGUGCUGCGUAGCUUCCAAUUAAGUGGGAAUCCUCUGCACCUGAAGCUCAUGCUAGACAUGGCAAGACGCUGGACGUCAUAUACCCCUGUGACAGACCUGGCUCUGAGCAGCAAUGCGCAGGAGGUUUUGUCACAACUGCUUCAGGUCCUGGAGGAGAGGCAUGGGAAGCAACUGGUUGGCGCUGCCUUGGGAUACAUUGUUUCAGCCAGGGGAAGCCUAUCAGAGGCAGAGCUGUGUGAUGUCUUAUCCCUGGAUGAUAAUGUGCUGUCUGAAGUCUAUCAGUACAGCCCCCCCCUCAACCUCUCCCUAGUACGCCUCCCACCCCUACUGUGGGCCCGCCUCCGGCACGACUUUGGAGAACUUCUUAUAGAGGGACAGGCCAAUGGCAUCAGAGUGCUUGAAUUUCACCACAGGCUGUUGACUGAAACAGUGCGAGAGCGGUACCUGAGGUCAGAGCAGUGGGCUGAGAGACACAGGGUCCUGGCUGAGUACUACCUGGGUAGCUGGAGCCAAGGCCGAUUCAAACCUCUGCUUCUACCUAAGCUGAUGACCCCAUUGGACGCUGACCGCAAGGUACCUCCUCAGCCGCUGUGGUUCACUAAGGGAGUCGCUAACCUCAAGAAGCUCCAGGAGCUUCCCUAUCACCUCCUCCACGCAGGUCUCUGGGAAGAGCUGUGCCAGGAGGUCAUUGGAAGUACUGAUUGGCUGUAUUGCAAGAUUUUGAACUGUGGAGUGGCUAGUGUCAUUGAGGACCUGACCCUCUGCACUGGCCUGAAGGACUGUCCUGAAACCCAACUGAUCCGAGACACGUUUGUUCUCCUCAAGCCCACUCUGGACUUCCUAGAUGGACAAAUGGACCCGUCUCUCUUCUACACAGAGGUCUUAGCUAGGCUCCAUUCGUUUGCUCAGAUGUACCCUUCACUGAUAGGAAGACUCUGCUCCCAGUGUCAUAACUGGCUCUCGGGCUGUCCCGACCCAGUUCUCGUCCCCAUGUGCACCUUCCUCCCAUCUCCAGGGGGGGCGCAAAAGACGACGCUUGCAGGUUUCCAAAAAGGCGUCACAGCGCUAGAUGUUUGUCCAGAGAGAAGAAUCCUGAUAGCAGGCUCGGAGGAUGGGAAGGUCAUCGCCUGGGACCUCAACGAUCUAGAGGUCAUCCAAACCCUAGUAGGACACACAGCUAAGGUCUUGUCAGUGAAAGUGACUGACAGUGGCACUCACUGUCUCUCAUUGGCUGCUGAUGGGACCCUGAGGAGGUGGAGCCUGUUGAGUGGCAGACAGCUGUACUGUAGGCAGGAAGUGGUCCCCGUUAACCCCCCGCCUUCCACCGCACACAUGCACGUGUCUGAGGGGACGGCACUCGUCUAUACCCACUCUGGAGGCCAAGUAUGCCAGGGAUAUGAACCGUUUGACUGUCAGAUCCAGGGCAUUUCCCCACAAACACUCCUUUUCAUUUAUUCUGUUUCCAACUCUUUUGAUACGUUACUCCAGGGAUCCUCCACAGUGUGCAGCACCACACAGGGCAGACAGUCACAUCAGACCCUGCAGCACUCGACCACAGAGCUUCCAGUGUGUGCAACCUUCCUCUCUGCUUCAGAUGAUGAAAGGAUAUUUUUGGCAGGGGGUGGGAGGCUGCUGUUGUUGUUCCACACAGAGAUGAACUCUGUCCAGAGCUUCCUGGAUCUGCACCAUGACGACACAGUGUUGUGUGCCUGUGUGUCCCGCGACAGCAGGGUGGUGGUGUCGGGCACUGAACACCACACCAUACGGGUCUGGUCUAUAACCACAGGGAACCUCCUUGACACGUUCCUUGGCAUGGGUGCCCCUGUCACCACCCUGGCUCUGUGUGAGGGCACCGUGAUCUCAGCCUCCUCCUCAGCCUACUACCUGAAGUUGUGGAAGCUGCCCUCGCCCAACGACCCCCAGCGGAGCCCCGGGGGCUGCAUCCCAACCGGAUACUCCCAGGUUGCCCUCACCAAAGAUGGCGACAUGGUCUACUUCGUGAGGAAUGGAGGCCGGAAAGAAGUGAUCGCAUGGAACUGUCAAAAAGGUUCUUCCACUGACACCAUGGCUGUCUCAGCUGAGGUGUGCUGCCUGGAGCUGGCUCAGCACAAGAGACUCCUCUUCUGUGGCCUGAAGACGGGAACGGUCCUCAUCUACCCCCUGGCCUUCCCCCAGGAGACCCUGUGCAUCCCGCCCCCUGAGACCCUGCCCAUGGUGCGCUGCGUGGCCAUUGGUUGCCAGGAGAGACGCUUGGCAGUGGCCUAUGAGGACUCGGUGUGUCUGUUUGAGGUCACAACCCGGGAUAGUUUCCCCAGUGUGGAGGGGCCCUUUAAGAGAUUCCCCCUCUCCCUGCUCCACUCCCCCGUCUCCUCCAUGGCCGUGCUCCCAGACUACAGGGUGCUGUAUGGGACGAACUGCGGGGAGGUAAUGCUCUACGACUUCAAGGCUUCCUCAUCCGCCAGCCUGGAGGGACACCACAGCAGAAUCACCUGUGUGACACUCAGCAACUGGGCGACGCACGCCCUGGUGGGAUCGGAGGACGCCGUGCAGAGGCUGUGGGGGCUGAACCCCCUGGUCCUGGAUCACACUAUGGAGUACAAGGGCUUCUUUGAAGGGGUUCUCUGUGCAGCUUUCUCUGAGAGCGACCGGUACGUCUUCACUGGAUCCCAGGAUAGAACCGUCAAGGUUUGGGAUGUUGCCAGCGGGAGUCUAUUGUUUGUUCAGUAUGUCUAUUCUCCUGUGACCAAAAUGUUGAGCCACAGGAAUGGCUUCGUGGCCAUCUCUCAGCAGGGUCACAUCAUCAAGGAAGCAUUCCGCAGCCCGGUCCAAGUCAGCCCGGAAUACAACCCACUCCGAAACGUCAAGGGCCAGUACAGGGUUACGUCCCGGGAGAAGAGUGUGAACAGCGCCCACGCAGCCAUCACAGAGAUCCCAGAGUACAAUCCUACUCAGUUUAACUUCAUGGCACUGAUGCUUAAGACCAAACCCUCUCACACAUGCCAAUUGCUGUGAGGCAACUGGCGCACUCUAACUGAGAAAAUGUGCAAUUGUUAAGAGCUGUCCCAAUGCGUAUGUCUCGAAACGAAGGUUUGCUUUUUUCUGUUUACAGUCAAUUGUUUUCAGUCUCCCACACUAAGUGAUAUGAAAAUAGGAAUUAGGUCUGUGUCACCUCAUUAAGCUUGCUUAUAAUCAGCUAUGGACAUUACUUACAACAGAUUCUUUGAGAUGUAGAGAUUUGUAAUAGCACAUGUUAUGAAAGAGACAUGCAAUAAUGACAGAUACAAUCACACCAUUAUGCAGUUGCUGUAUGU
Messenger RNA from Esox lucius (northern pike), 4991 nucleotides. RefSeq names its product NACHT and WD repeat domain containing 1 (gene nwd1). The transcript has 18 exons. NCBI's taxonomy places the organism in Eukaryota, Metazoa, Chordata, Actinopteri, Esociformes, Esocidae. Gene Ontology annotation, molecular function: protein binding. The record is from RefSeq and is a predicted model, not a curated record. The coding region runs from base 1 to 4692 and encodes 1563 amino acids.